CUCAUGGAGACUGUGUCCGCCAACGUGCAGAUACAGUAAAAAAUUGAACAUUGUUUACCACAUUGCGCUUUUAGUUGUUUUAUUGCGGGUUUUUUAGUUUUCCAUGCGAUGUCAGAGUUGGCGUGCUGUCCAUAAAGGCUCUUUAUCGGAGUGCUGGCAGUCAUUGUGUUUUGCCGAUAUAUACGCGAGCGGAAUAGUGUCCGCCAUACAAUCCUGCAGCUGCGCGCUUUUUGAUAUGUGAGUGUCUUCGGGAUUCAAGUACACUACAGCAGCAGGUCGGGGUACCUGGACAUAAGCCAUGAGUAGCAGAAAAGAUGAUGAUAACCUCCUGAGAAUGACAAAGGAUGACCUGCUGCGCUGGAUCCAGGCAGAGGUGGACCAAAACCCUCAUCUGAUGCAGAGACGCGAACAACUGGCGCAGGUAGAGGACUGGGUGAAGCAGAAGGAGGGGGAAGCCACUUACACCCGCCUUCUGUACAGCAAUGCUUGCGAGUCGGUCCUUGAGUGCGAGUCCGUGAUGAAGGGUCUUUAUGGAAUGAUGGGACUCGAAUACCGAGAUGAAGAUUCGGAGGACGAAGGAGGGGGAAUACCACUGGACAUCCUUCAGGUUACAGAUGAAGUGGAGGAUAAGCAGAAAAAUAGUGUGCUAAAUGGAGAUGAUGACGAUAUCAUUGUCAUUGAUCUGGGAGCCACCAAAGAAAACUUGGAACCAAUGCUUGAAAAGGUGACUGUGGCCUAUCAGAAGUCCUCCAGACUCAUUCAGGAUUUAGUCCAGAUGGUAAACAAAACUUCCUCCGUGAGUUCUGCAUCACCGUCAUCAUCUGACAUCUCUAACAGACCCUCGUCAGCUUCGACCCCUGAGACCAGCUGUUCUGAAUUGGUCGCACCAAAGCUGGAAAUACAGGAAAACCCAAUUGGGAUCGUAAGGAAUGAAUCUCUACCGAAAGCACCUGAAAUGUCCUCGCUUCUCAGCAAUUCGGAACAAUACAAACCUGUUGCUGGUUAUAAGUCAGAUUCUAAACCAACAAUUAAGACUGAACCACAACUGACAGCAAUAACUCCUUGGGAAAUGAACAUUUCAAAAGAUCAUGAAACGUCUGCUGCUCUUAACUCUCCAUCCUUAAAUUUAAUUAAGACUGAACCUCAGUCGACAGCAGUGAGCCCUUCAGAAACACCGGAAACCUUUGCCAGUCCUCACUUUGGAUCCAUCACAACAGUAAAGACCGAGCCUCAUGUGACGUUAAUAAAGUCAGAUAUGACUUCACCUCCAGGCACUUCAAAGCCUUUCCGAAUUGAAUGCAUUGCAUCUAUUAAGACUGAACCUCUGCUGAGAGCAUUGACUCCUCAGAUGUCUUUGCUUGAAAGAGAUUCAGAAAAGUCAAGCAACCUUCAUUCAGAUCACGAAGCAACAAGUAACACUACACUAGCUUUUCCUGAAAUCCUGAGAACUAAAUCAGCAUCAAUGGAGACUGAUCCUCAAGUGCCACUAGUGACCUGUUCAGAAAUGUCUUCGUCUUCAAGCUAUUCAGAACAAAUGGAAAUCGAUGCCUGUGACUAUAUAACAAACAGAGAAACGAACCUGACUGAGCCCGAGUUGAAGACAGAAGUGGCAUCACUGUUGAGCAGUUGUGAAGAAGCCGAAACUAAUGCCAGCCGCGAUUCCUCAGAUAAGACUGAAAAGUUAAAAACAAGGGGCAAAUCUGUAACAAAGAGCGGUUCAAAGACAAGGCUGAGAUCUUCAAAAAAAACUGUGCCUGUAGGCAGCACUUCAAGCCCGCAAACGGAAACAACAACAGUGCAAUCUCCUGCAGAAAGUAAUGAUGAUCGCUCUGAAACCGAGGAAUUCUCCGUUAGUCCUGCUGACAGUGAUUAUGAACCUCCUGAGUCACAGUCGGAGUCAUUGUCAGACAGUGAUUAUGAACCCCCUAAAUCAAAAUCAAAGUCAUCGAGAGACAGUGAUUGUGAACCACCUACAUCAAAAUCGGAGUCAUCGAAAGAGAGUCAUUUUGAACCCCCUAAAUCCCAAUCAGAGUCAUCGAGAGACAAUGAUUUUGAACCCUCUAAGUCACAAUCUGAGUGUAACACUGUCGAUGAUGCUGAUGAUGCCAGCAGCAACGGUGCUUCUGCAGAACCUGCCAGUCCUGACGGAAGUUCCAAGUCUUCAUCCAGUGAGUCCUCCAAGCAGCAAGAACAUAAAGAGAUAAAACUUAAAGUUGGCAUGGCAGUUUUGGCAAAAAGGUCACACAACUUGUGGUGUAAAGGAACAGUACAAGACGUCCAAACAGAAGAGCAUGGCCUCAGGUAUAAGGUGGAAUUUAAAAAUGGUGAAGAGUUUGUUCUGCCUGCGUAUCAUGUGGCCUCUCUGCAGCCUCCUGUACUUAAGGAUUUGUUUAUCGGCUGUCGUGUUGUGGCCAGCAGCACAGAUGAUGGAGGCAAGACCUCGUAUAAUGCUGCCGUGUUGGUUGAGCUUCCUGAGCGCAAGAAUCGCAUGAGGUUCUUGGUGUUUUAUGAUGAUGGUCAUGCAGCUUACCUGGCACUUCCAGACCUUCAUCUUGUCUGCAGACAAUUAAAAAAGGUGUGGAAGGACAUUGAGGAUGAGACAUUGCAGUUGCAGGUGAAGGAAUAUCUCAGUGUCUAUCCCAACCCCAUUGCUGUGGUGCUUCGAGCGGGGCAAGACACAAAAGCGAUACGGAAUGGAAAGUUUGAGGCCUGCACGGUGCUCCAGUUGGAUGGCAGCCUGAUCCAGAUCUGCUUUAAGAAAGACAAGCAGAAAGAGUGGAUUUAUAAAGGAUCAGACAAGUUGGAACAUAUCGUAAAUAUUAAGAAACGUCUGUCUAAAGAUAAACCACAAAAAAGCCACACGCAACAUGAACCACAACAAACGUCUCAACAACAACCACUGCAACAACAACCGUCUCAACCGAAAACACAGCAGCAACAACAACCGUCUCAACCGAAAACACAGCAGCAACAACAACCGUCUCAACCGAAAACACAGCAGCAACAACAACCGUCUCAACCGAAAACGCAGCAGCAGCAGCAACCGUCUCAACCGAAAACGCAGCAGCAGCAGCAACCGUCUCAACCGAAAACGCAGCAACAACAACCGUCUCAAACGAAAACGCAGCAACAACAAACGUCUCAACCGAAAACGCAGCAGCAACAACCGUCUCAACCGAAAACGCAGCAGCAACAACCGUCUCAACAGAAAACGCAACAGCCUGCUAUAACAGGAAAUGCCACACCUCAGCGCAACACAACCUCCUCCUCUUUGACAGCAGUUCCCUCAGCAACUCUUACUUCAACGACUGUCACCUCAACAGCUGUAUCUCCUGUUCGGGUCACCCGACGUUCUGAUACAGUCGCCAAAACAUCAUCCGUUAGUCCUCAAAUGAUCAUGUCAGCUGCCUUCCAGCCAAAGGUCAUCCUCCAGAGGUUGUCAGUCUCAAAUUUAAGAAGUGCAAAACGACCUGUCCCUGAUGAGGAAGAAGAGAAUGUUUCUGAGGGAAAAGGUUGCGUUUCAAUGAAACCCCAGCAAAAAUCUGUAUACCUGCAUCAUCGUUGUUGUCCAUCGUGUCUGGAUGCGGUGAGACCGUCUGAAGUUGACAUGCAUCUUGGUCAAAAUCCACUUCUUAUACCGCUGCUUUUUAAGUUUCGGCGAAUGACAGCUAGAAGGCGCAUCGAUGGAAAGGUGUUUUUUCACAUUUUCUAUCGUUCUCCUUGUGGGCGGGGCCUGUGCGACAUGCGGGAAGUGCAGGAAUACUUGUUAGAAACUCGUUGUGACUUCCUUUUUCUGGAAAUGUUCUGCAUGGACCCGUUUGUACUUGUGAAUCGAGCCCGACCUCCUUCUACAUCAACCGGCACGCCUCACCUUUAUCUGCAGGACAUAUCAGAGGGCAAAGAGGUGUUGCCGGUGCCCUGUAUUAAUGAAGUGGACAAUACUCUUGCUCCUAACAUCAGUUACACCAAAGACAGAGUUCUAGCUCCGGGCGUUUCAAUCAAUACCAGUCCAGAUUUCUUGAUUGGCUGUGACUGCACAGAUGGCUGUCGGGACAGGUCAAAGUGUGCAUGCCACCAGCUGACCAUUGAGGCCACGUCCCUAUGCAAUGGAGGUCCAGUGGAUAGUAGUGCUGGAUACACACAUAAGAGAUUGCCAACCACUUUACCAACAGGGGUGUACGAGUGUAAUUCUCUGUGCCGUUGUGAUCCGAGGAUGUGCAGCAACAGGCUGGUUCAGCACGGCCUGCAGCUGCGGCUGGAGCUCUUCAUGACACAGCACAAGGGAUGGGGUAUCCGCUGCAAAGAUGAUGUGGCCAAGGGCACGUUUGUGUGUGUUUUCACUGGGAAAAUAGUAAACGAAGACCGAGUGAAUGAAGACGACACGGUGUCUGGCAAUGAUUAUUUGGCCAACCUUGACUUCAUUGAGGGUGUGGAGAAAGUGAAAGAGGGUUAUGAAAGCGAGGCGUACUGCUCGGACACAGAGGUCGAAGCCAACAAGAAGACCAUAACAAUGAAAACAGGGCCUUUAUGGAAAAACACUAUAUAUCAAGAAGAGUCUAGCAGUGGUGAAGAAAGAGAAGAACUUAUGGAACUCGACACAGAACAAGAGAAAAUAGGAGUGAAUCACGGGUACUCCGGUGAGAGAAAGCUAUCCCAUAAGACACAUGAAAGGUUUAAAGAUGCUCAGAAGAAUGUGAAACAAAUGAGAGAGGACGGUGAAGGAACCUCGGGUCCAAAGCGUUGCUUUGCCAUAAAGUCAUUCCAAAGAAGAGUGAAACCUCUAGAAACCUCGGAUGCAAAGAAUGAGAAAAUGAGGAAAGCUGUAACUGGCAACAACACCCGCAGACUGUUCAACGGCGAAGAGACCUGUUACAUCAUUAAUGCUAGACAAGAGGGCAACCUCGGCCGCUUCAUCAACCAUAGCUGCAGUCCAAAUUUGUUUGUUCAGAACGUCUUUGUCGACACACACGACCUACGGUUUCCAUGGGUGGCUUUCUUCGCCAGCAAGCGCAUCAAGGCUGGUACGGAGUUGACGUGGGAUUAUAACUAUGAGGUUGGCAGUGUGGAGGGGAAGGUUCUGCUCUGCUGCUGUGGCUCUUUGCGGUGCACAGGAAGGCUGCUCUGAUUUGCUGCAUUCAACAACAAAAAAAACACUAAAAACUCUUCUAGAGGUGUUAUCACUGUAAACCGCUUUACCAAGCCAUCAUAAACGGUUGUGGCACUGUUCUGGAAAAGCAUUCCAUUAAUGACCCAUUGUAUAUGAAAACUAUAACAAAAUAUAUUAAAGUUUGUGUCA
Puntigrus tetrazona (Sumatra barb) is the source of this 5296-nucleotide messenger RNA. It is a transcript of the gene setdb1a, whose product is annotated as SET domain bifurcated histone lysine methyltransferase 1a. The coding region runs from base 299 to 5125 and encodes 1608 amino acids. The record is from RefSeq and is a predicted model, not a curated record. Gene Ontology annotation, molecular function: protein binding; DNA binding; zinc ion binding. The transcript is spliced from 21 exons. NCBI's taxonomy places the organism in Eukaryota, Metazoa, Chordata, Actinopteri, Cypriniformes, Cyprinidae. Gene Ontology annotation, cellular component: nucleus. Gene Ontology annotation, biological process: heterochromatin organization; negative regulation of gene expression.